GUUCAGGCGGCACACAGCUCAGGUUCAGGGCCCACCGGCCUGGGCUGGAGGGGGCUCAGCACAGUCUCAGCAUGGUCCUGGAGCUCUACCUGGACCUGCUGUCGGCGUCCUGCCGCGCCGUCUACAUCUUCGCCAGGAAGAACAGCAUCCCCUUCGACUUCCAGUUUGUGGAUCUGUUGAAAGGCCACCACCACAGCAAGGAAUACAUCGAGAUCAACCCCCUGAGGAAGCUGCCCAGCCUCAAAGAUGGAAAGUUCAUCUUAUCUGAAAGCGUGGCCAUCCUCUUCUACCUGUGCCGCAAGUACAGCGCACCCUCGCACUGGUACCCGCCAGACCUGCACACGCGCGCCCGCGUGGACGAGUUCAUGGCCUGGCAGCACACAGCCAUCCAGCUGCCCAUGAGGAAGAUACUCUGGAUCAAGCUGCUGAUCCCGAUGAUCACAGGUGAGGAGGUUCCAGCUGAGAAGACAGAGCAGAUGCUGGCAGAGGUGAAGAACAACUUGCAGCUCUUCGAGGAGAAGUUUCUGCAGGACAAAAUGUUCAUCACAGGGAACCAAAUCUCCCUGGCCGACUUGGUGGCCCUGAUGGAGAUGAUGCAGCCCAUGGGGGGCAACCAUAACGUCUUCCUCAACAGCUCCAAGCUGGCCGAGUGGCGCAUGAGGGUGGAGCUGGCCAUUGGCUCUGGCCUCUUCUGGGAGGCCCAUGACCGGCUGGUGAAGCUGGCAGAGUGGGACUGUUCAACGUUGGAUCCCACGGUCAAGGCGAGGAUCUGUGAGUUGCUGCAGAAGUUCAAGUAGAAGCAGCCCAUCCUGCAGGGCCUGGCGGGCUCAGCCCUCUGAGCCUCCUUCUUAGGGGAGAUGCUGAAAACAA
Molecule: messenger RNA, 870 nt
Organism: Diceros bicornis minor
Lineage: Eukaryota; Metazoa; Chordata; Mammalia; Perissodactyla; Rhinocerotidae
Product: glutathione S-transferase theta-4
Exons: 5
Coding region: 72-797 (241 amino acids)
Biological process (GO): glutathione metabolic process
Cellular component (GO): cytoplasm
Molecular function (GO): glutathione transferase activity
Source: RefSeq, a predicted model, not a curated record